AUGGCCACUCCGACGAACUGGCCAGACGAUGCGGUGAGACAGCUGCACCAACUCGAGCGAAAGAACGGCGAGCUCCUCGCUCGAUUGAUGAGAGUUCAGGGUGAAGCGGACCAAAUAACAGACAUUGAGAUACAGGAGGGCUUUGCGAAGCUCCGAGAAAGCAUCUUUGGCUGGAUACAAGCUAUUCAUCGUCAUCUCGGGGAAGCUCAGCGUGGAUGGCACCCCAAAGACGUGCUGCUCCGUCAAGUGCAGCGGGACGAAUCUCUGGGAAACGUCAAAUAUAUAAAAUGGCUGGUGGAUUACAACAGUUCGACGGCCGUUCGCGUUGUCCUAGCCAGGGCCAUAUGGCGACACUUGAACGAGAACAUCUUCAAGGCCGAAGAGCACAAUGCACAGCAGAUGUGGAUUCCAAUUGGCAUGACUGAAAACGCCCAAUCUCUCUUUGAGGACAUUUUCAAGAGCCUCAAGGCUAACGGGGAUAAAGACGAUGCGGCUAACAGAUGGAGGUCGACAACAAUGACGGGCCUCAGCGGAACCGAACGAGCUCAAGAGCUUAGAAGCUAUCACACUGAACAGGCGUUCGAUGGGAUAACGCAUUCCCUGGGCAGCCACUUGGACAUCCCCAAUGUGGCAUCUACCCUGGCGGAGUUCCUACCAAAGCUCCAACAGAGCAUUAUUGAGCCUGCGGCGGAUUUAUAUCAACGAAUUUCGUGCUCGCGGCACCAGUACUCCCUCGAGGCGCCGGUCACACAGCCCGGCCAACGUCUCGAGGAGUCUAACUUGUCAGAAUGGCAUUUGAAAAACACCAAGGACUGGGUUGAUGUGUCCAGCGAGGACGAUGCACAUGGCGUGCUCAGCCUCCUCUUCCCCGGCCUUCGUCGUCACACUACUUGCAAUGGAGCAGGUCUUGCGGUCGUCAGGCCGCGCCGCGUCUGCGGCAACAAGAAGGAUUCGGAUAUUGCGCGCAUCGAAGAGGUCGACCCGCUGCUCAGGGCCGUGACAGAGAUUGACCAAGAUACGCCCUCCGUUGCGGCUGAGCUGGCCCGAAUCCGGCGCGGCGCUGAUGAUGCCUCGUCCUUAGGUGCCCUACACCCCAUUCCCAUCCUCCUCAAGGGGACUAUGGCCACAGAAUACGGCAUGAAGACGACUGCCGUCUCGUAUAUGCUCCUGGGCGUAUGGCCCAAGCGGGGCACUACUGUUGCUGCGCAAGGCUGGCACCAUCAUCCUCGGAAGGGCCAACAUGUCGGACUGGAGUAG
Messenger RNA from Purpureocillium lilacinum, 1257 nucleotides. Lineage: Eukaryota; Fungi; Ascomycota; Sordariomycetes; Hypocreales; Ophiocordycipitaceae. The record is from RefSeq and is a predicted model, not a curated record.